This is a messenger RNA of Podospora anserina S mat+, 756 nucleotides long. RefSeq lists its product as uncharacterized. The transcript is spliced from 2 exons. The coding region runs from base 1 to 756 and encodes 251 amino acids. The record is from RefSeq and is a predicted model, not a curated record. Lineage: Eukaryota; Fungi; Ascomycota; Sordariomycetes; Sordariales; Podosporaceae. Gene Ontology annotation, molecular function: carbon-sulfur lyase activity.
AUGGUACUCCGUCCUCACCACUUCUCAGCCGUCUCGAAGCGGAUCAUCACUCCUGCAUUCACACGCCCUCUCUCGACUUCCCCUCGAUUUUUCAAAAUGGCUGACCACAAAAACGAAAACAACAAGCGCAGCCGCGGCGACGAGCCUCACCAGUACCAGGCCAGCUCCCGGACCGACCGCGAGCAGGACCAGUGGAAGUUCCGCGCCCCGUACACGAUCCACGACAAGGGCGAGAACUUUGACGUCAAGUGGAAGGGCAAGUGCCACUGCGGUGCGGUGCAGUAUGAGCUGUCGAGGGAGAAGCCGCUGGCGAGCAAGUACUGCCAUUGCACUACCUGUCAGAGGAUGCACGGGGCACCCUUUCAAUGGGCAGCGAUUUUCCACAAGGAAGAUAUCAACUUUACCAAUGGGCAUCACGAUCUGGGGUGGUACGACCCUACCGCCAAGUCGACUACUCACCAUCUCCCGUGCAAAGUGCAGUGUGCCUACUGCCGGACGCCGAUCAUGGACGAGGGGAGGAAUAUGAUUUUGUUGUUCCCUACGCUGAUUGAGGGGAUCAACACCAAGAAGGGGAGGGAGGCGUUUGCGGCGCAGUGUCACAUGUUUUAUCCGCAGAGGGUGGUGGAUAUCAAGGAUGGGUUGCCAAAGUUUAGCAGGCUGGCGGACGAGAGCGACCUAUGUGAUGAGGAGACUGGGGAGGUGAUGGAGGGGACUAACCCGAAGAAAGAUAAGGAGAAAGAGAAGAAGAAGGAGUAG